Molecule: messenger RNA, 1275 nt
Organism: Dipodomys ordii (Ord's kangaroo rat)
Lineage: Eukaryota; Metazoa; Chordata; Mammalia; Rodentia; Heteromyidae
Gene: Neil1
Product: nei-like DNA glycosylase 1
Exons: 10
Coding region: 4-1191 (395 amino acids)
Biological process (GO): base-excision repair
Cellular component (GO): nucleus
Molecular function (GO): damaged DNA binding; DNA N-glycosylase activity; DNA-(apurinic or apyrimidinic site) endonuclease activity
Source: RefSeq, a predicted model, not a curated record
AGCAUGCCCGAGGGCCCCGAGCUGCGCCUGGCCGCGCUCUACGUGAACCGCGCCUGCGCGGAGCUGGUGUUCGCGGGCCGCGUGGAGAAGUCCGAGGUCAGCCGCAACCCCGAGGUGCCCUUCGAGAGCAGCGCCUACCGCAUCGCGGCGUCCACGCGCGGCAAGGAGCUGCGCCUGACCCUGAGCCCCCUGCCCGGGGCGCGCCCGCCGCGCCAGCCCCUGCCCAUCGUCUUCCGCUUCGGCAUGUCGGGCUCCUUCCGGCUGGCCCCGGCCGGCCAGCUGCCGCGCCACGCGCACCUGCGCUUCUACACCGCCCCGCCCGCACCCCCGCAGGCCCUCUGCUUCGUGGACGUCCGCCGCUUCGGCCGCUGGGACCCCGGAGGGCACUGGCAUCCGGGCCGCGGGCCCUGUGUCCUCCUGGAGUACCAGCAGUUCAGGGAGAAUGUGCUCCGGAACUUGUCGGACAAGGUCUUUGACCGGCCCAUCUGCGAGGCCCUCCUGGACCAGAGAUUCUUCAACGGCAUCGGCAACUACCUGCGGGCGGAGAUCCUGCACCGGCUGAAGAUCCCCCCAUUUGAGAGGGCUCGCACAGUUCUGGAGGCCCUGAAGCAGCACCGGCCGAGCCCCGAGCUGACCCUGAGCCAGAAGAUCAGGGCCCGGCUACAAAACCCGGACCUGCUGGAGCUGUGCCAUUUGCUGCCCAAGGAGGUGGUCCGGCUGGGGGGUAAAGGCUACGGGUCGGAGCAAGGGGAGGAAGACUUCGCGGUGUUCCGGGACUGGCUGCGGUGCUAUGGCGUGCCGGGCAUGAGCUCCGUGCGGGACGGGCAUGGCCGCACCAUCUGGUUCCAGGGGGACCCUGGCCCCAUGGCACCGAAAGGGGGCAAGUCCCGCAAAAAGAAGGCCCGGAAGAGCCAGCAGGUGCCUGCGGAUGGAGCAGAGGUCCCCCCACUGCCCAGGAGGAGAAGAACCCGAAAACCCUCCAGGAAGACAGCUGAAGGGGACCCGCCUCCCACAAGCCCCAGAGGUCCCCCUGGGCCUGGGACCACCCCCCCGCAGGCCCCAGAGGCCCCCCCAGACCCUGAGAAAGGGAAGAGGACAGGGCGCCGCUGCACAGGCGCAGGCCGCCGUAGACCGCAGAAGACCAAAGCCAGUACCCCAUCUGGGGAGUCUGGGGGGACCCCAGCCUCUUAGCAGGCAGCCCUCCUUGCUUGAACCCAUCUUCCACUCUCUGGAUGUUGCUGUGUGUGUGUGUGUGUGUGUGUGUGUAUGUGUGUG